Messenger RNA from Hylaeus volcanicus, 1318 nucleotides. RefSeq names its product 39S ribosomal protein L47, mitochondrial (gene mRpL47). Gene Ontology annotation, molecular function: structural constituent of ribosome. Gene Ontology annotation, biological process: mitochondrial translation. Bases 40 to 846 code for a protein of 268 amino acids. Gene Ontology annotation, cellular component: mitochondrial large ribosomal subunit; mitochondrial ribosome. NCBI's taxonomy places the organism in Eukaryota, Metazoa, Arthropoda, Insecta, Hymenoptera, Colletidae. The record is from RefSeq and is a predicted model, not a curated record. The transcript has 5 exons.
AUCGUAGAUUCACCAAAUUAGUUUCACCAAAGUAGCAAAAUGGCAGCUCUUGCAAAAGCUGUACAAAUUUCGAAAAGUGUAAAUAAUGUAACGAAACUGUUAACAAACUUGUCUUUGACUCCAAAUGUUAAGUCCAUCUUGAGCCCUAUACGUAAACAAUGGAUACCUAGCUCCCAAUAUGCACUCAUCCAUACUACACUUAAACAAAAUGACUUAAUGGAAUUCUUUGAUAAUAAGGACAAUUGGGGAAAGACUUCAGUAAAGGUAGGACGGUCUUGGCGGAAAGACGAAUUAAGGUUAAAAAGCAAUGAAGAUCUUCACAAGUUAUGGUUUGUGCUACUGAAAGAAUACAAUAUGCUUUUAACUAUGGAACAAGCUUACAAGGAAAAAUUUGAAUACUUCCCUAAUCCAGAAAGAAUCGAUAAAAUCUUGAAUAGCAUGUCAAACGUGGAGUCCGUGGUUCGUGAAAGAAACCAGGCAUAUUACAAACUUGAAACUGGAACAACUGGAGAACGACCCGCGCAAAUGUCAUACAAUGCUCUUGGUUUACGUUACUUUUAUCGAAUGAGUCAGUAUAGUGUACCAAAGUAUAUGAAUACUAGAUGGCACAAACGAUACAUGUUUGGUUACGGGGGAUAUGCUGUUCAGAAAUUUUUACGACUCUAUAGAGAGAAACUGUAUAAUAUAAAACGCAGACAACGAAACCGUGAGACCAAUCGCGUGGGUGUUCUAAUGCGAAUGUUCCCAAACCUUGAUCUUGAAGCUGCAAAGGAACAGUAUCCAGGAGCAGAUAUAGAGAAAUUAAUGAAGAUGAGAAAGGUGGAUGGACAUUUCCAACGCGAAUAAAUGCAUUUUUUUCUGUAAAUUAUACCUUUAGAAUCAAAUGAAAUCUUAACUUUAACGUAGGUAUCUAGAUUUAAGAUAACUAAAAGUAUUCUCCAAGAAAAACUGUCCAAUUCCCACUUGUGGUACCACCACUUAUUAACAUUUGCAUUGCUUAAACAUUCUUCAAUUGAGGAAAACUUUUAAAAUGUUAGCAAUUGGUCAGAGAAAACAAUAUGAUUAAUAUUAACGCAAAUGCAUAAAUGUUAUAAAAAGGCAUAAAAUAGCUGUAUAUAAUACAUAAAAUAUUUUCGUGAUUGUAUAAUAAUUAAUACGUAAAAUGUGGUUAGUGCAGUAACGCAUAUAUUAUAUUGGAUAAUGCGAUAAUUCGCUAUUGAUUAAUUGCUGCUUAUCCAUUUAUUUAGGACAUCUACGAAUGUAAUGAAUUUGCAAAACACACAGUUGUUAAUGAAAUAAAAGAAACAACGGGAAAGAA